Molecule: messenger RNA, 444 nt
Organism: Vitis riparia (riverbank grape)
Lineage: Eukaryota; Viridiplantae; Streptophyta; Magnoliopsida; Vitales; Vitaceae
Product: 60S acidic ribosomal protein P0-like
Exons: 2
Coding region: 1-444 (147 amino acids)
Molecular function (GO): calcium ion binding
Source: RefSeq, a predicted model, not a curated record
AUGCCAAAGGAACUCAAAGAGGUUUUCAAGGUCUUUGACAAUGAUCAAAAUGGCUUUAUUGCUGCUACAGAGCUUCAGUAUGUAAUGAUAAACCUCGGUGAGAAGUUGAUUGAUGAAAAUGUGGAUGAGAUUGAUUCGAGAAGUGGAUUGGGGUCCAAAGGUGCAAAAGAUCUUUCUAGUGCCAAAAGCAAAGCAAGUGACCAGUAUCUUGCCAAGCUUGGAAUAGGACCUCUCUCUUAUGGUCUUACAAUGCUAUCAGUUUAUGAUAAGGGUCCGGUUUUCAGCUCUGAGGCAUUUGAUCCUACAGAUGUGGACCUCAUUGAGAAGUUUGUAGUUGAUCUCUCUCUGGUUACCUCGCUUGCAUUGGUUAUCCCAUACCCAACCUCAGUGCUCUCAUUCCGAGUCCACUUGCAUGAUUUUGGUUUGCAUGACCACUUUCUCUAG